GGGACAGUAGUAUGGAGUAAAUGGUGUGACGUAUAGUAUGUAUAGUCAAAGACAUGUGUUUUAAAUGCCAAUACAUUUGUUAAUAAUUUUGCGCUCUUUUUGUGUUUGUCUUUGUGUUUGUCCGACAAACUGACGACUACUGUACACAACACGUGACAACAAUUGUCACUAAUUGUCAUCAAUUGUCACCACAUUUGAUCACAAAAGUCAUUAAUUAAUACUCCAACACAACUGUUCAGUCAUAAUGUCUUCACAAAGUUGUGAAUCAAAUAUUUGUCAUUAUGUAAGACCAAAGUCUAAGACACCUAAUUGUGUCAAACGACAGAAGAAGAAGAAAGAAGAGAAGAUAAACGCAUCGUUUGUCGUCAAACAUAAGUCUUUGAUAACCGAAUGGUUCAAUAGAUUUGAUGAACAAAUCACUAAAGUUAGAGACGAUAUGUUAUCUCCUCUUAUGAAUUCAUUGUAUAAUUUUGUGUCCAAUAAUUGUGUCACUAAUGAGAUGAGAGAAAAUAAUUUUGACACUAAAUCGUCGCCAAGUGUUGGCCUCAUUCCGACGGCUCUCUUAUCAAUUGGAAUGAACUCAAGUGAACAUCACUUCAUAUGUGAUCUACUGAUUGAAACCAUACAAGACUUAACCUCAUCCGUUGCUUAUAUCAACGCAAAACAAAAUUCAACCAUUAAUUCAGUAUUUAAAACAAUUUGCGAUUCAAUUCUUACAGAAGAUGUCAUUAAAAGAGCCGAUUUAACUGAAAUUCAAUUGAAAUCACUGACAUUUGAAUCAUUAUUUAAGAUAUAUGAAGAACGUGUUAUUAAAGCCAAUACUAAUAACUUUUGUCCGCCGAUUGUCCUGUUUUUUGAUGAAAUUGAGAGUUUUGAUCACUCAAUGAUCACUACUUUGAUUCUUAUAAUCAAAGAUUACAUUCAAAAACUUCCGUUUAUAUUAAUAAUAAGCAAAUCAAAUGAAACGUCUUCAUUGCAGCACUUAUUGCCCUCCAAAGCAACUGACUAUCUAUACGUAAAUCAUUUUCAAUCUAUUUGUGGCCAAAAAUUAAUCGUCAAAAUAAUAUGUAAAUUAUUUGUCGAUUCUUCAUUGUCUUUCAAAUUGGGUCCAAAUGUUUUGGAUUUUAUGCUCAAAAUGUGCCAAAAAUUUAAUUCUUCGAUUAUAAGUCUUCAAAAUAUUAUAAAGUAUUCAGUGUUUAAACAUUUCCAGACAAAUGAAUUAGCAUUACUUUGUCAAUCAAUUAGUUCUUUAAAGACUUAUCUAAAAGAUAUUGAGUUAAAUGAAUUGAAAGUAUUAAGAGAUAAACUGAAUAUCAGUUAUGAUUUGAAUGAUAAAGAAUUUAUAAAAGAAGUUAUCAAUAAAUUGACACAUUUUCAGUCAGUUAACAAUCAAAUUGUAUUAACUUUAAAAAUUGUAUUAUAUUUAGUUGAUGGACAUAUUGAUGAAACAAAAUUAGUUAAUUUCUAUAUAACAUUAUUCAAAGAUACUUAUGAUUUUACUGACAUUUUGGAUCAAUUGAAUCGGUUUUCAAAAGAACGUUGGAAUUCAUUAUUAAGUUUUUGUUUAAAUGGAAAUUCACUUAACGAUGAAACAAAUCCAAUGAUUGCUGUAUUGAAAUUAAGACUAAAAGAAUUGAUUCAAAUUAAAGAUAAACUUGAUUUGGAACCAACUGUGGUGAUCGAGAAAAUGGAUUUAAUGAAUGUAAAGAAUAAAUUAACUAAAUUUAAGACUCGUUCGCAAUGGAAAGAUUCAAUCAAACCAUUAAAUAAACAAAAAGUUUUAUCGGCUUUUGAAAUGUGGAGAAACGUAACAAUCGAUACAAUUAAGGAUACUUUAAGUGAAAUAAAAAAUUCAAUUGACAACUCAUUUCAUCAAAUUAUGUAUUUUGAUUGUUUGGAUUUAAUAAAAAAUCAAAUAUUUGUCGAUCAAAGAAGUCAUUUAAUGCAGACAUUAUCUGACUCGAAGUCAUCGCAAACUGAUUUACACCGACUUUAUUCUCUAUAUAAUAAAAAUCAUUCAAUUAUUAAUAUGUAUGAUAUGUAUAACAAUUUUAUAUCAUUUUCAAACCAAUCGGAGUCAUCACAUAAAAGUCCAAAGAAAGCAAAAUUUAUUGAAAAGAAAAAUGAAAAUAUUGUUCGCUUUUUGAAUUCAGUUUCAGAUUUUGAAUACAUUGGUCUCAUUGAACCAUCAAAACGCAAAUCCGAUCAUUUGAUACGUUUGGUUUGGUUUUAGAUUCAAUUUUAUUUAAAUAAGUUAUAAAAUUUUAAUUUGUAGAGUAUAUAGGAUUUUGAUAUUUAACAUGAUUUCAUAUUUAUUUUAA
Molecule: messenger RNA, 2321 nt
Organism: Oppia nitens
Lineage: Eukaryota; Metazoa; Arthropoda; Arachnida; Sarcoptiformes; Oppiidae
Gene: Orc3
Product: origin recognition complex subunit 3-like
Exons: 2
Coding region: 245-2233 (662 amino acids)
Biological process (GO): DNA replication initiation; DNA replication
Cellular component (GO): nuclear origin of replication recognition complex; nuclear pre-replicative complex; DNA replication preinitiation complex
Molecular function (GO): DNA replication origin binding
Source: RefSeq, a predicted model, not a curated record